Messenger RNA from Carassius auratus (goldfish), 1692 nucleotides. RefSeq names its product gastrula zinc finger protein XlCGF7.1-like. The coding region runs from base 314 to 1024 and encodes 236 amino acids. The transcript has 2 exons. The record is from RefSeq and is a predicted model, not a curated record. Gene Ontology annotation, biological process: regulation of transcription by RNA polymerase II. Gene Ontology annotation, molecular function: DNA-binding transcription factor activity, RNA polymerase II-specific; RNA polymerase II cis-regulatory region sequence-specific DNA binding. NCBI's taxonomy places the organism in Eukaryota, Metazoa, Chordata, Actinopteri, Cypriniformes, Cyprinidae.
UUAUCUAAAUGUUAAAAUGAAAAUAAAAAGAGGCAAUUGAUAUAAUAUUUUGUUUCAUUGUAAUGACUAUAUGUGUAAAGCCCUAGCCAAGGUGAGUUGACUGAUGUUAUGAAGCACGCUGCUGUUUGCAGAAUUACCGGAUUUGCGUCAUCGCAGACAUCACACUCCCGAAUCGAAUUGAGAAACACGCCCAGACCUACAUCACCAGACUAUUUGCCUAAUCCUCACGGUACUUUAGACCGUGGUGGAAACACAGAAAACAGGUCUGGGAGAAAAAGUUCCUGGUUCACUUGUUUUGGUGGAAACGAGGCAAAUGCUUUUGGGAAACGCACCGCAGAUUGGAGGUCUGGCCAAUGAUGUCACAGGAACACAGGGAUCAGACCUGUUGGUGCUGAAAGAGGAGAGUCAAGAACUGAAGGAAAUGAAAUAUAAGAAUGAACAAGAUUUUAAGACUGAAGAAAAAUCUUUUAGUUGCUCACAGGCAGAAAUAACUUCAAGAAAAAUGAAUCAAAAGACGAGAAGGAGUAGUUAUUGCGCCUGCCAACAGUGUGGAAAGCGUUUCAAUAGAACCGGUAUCAAAAAACACAUGAGAGUUCACACAGGAGAGAAGCCUUAUGCCUGCCAAGAGUGCGGAAAGUGUUUCAGUCAAAAAGAAACUCUUAGAAACCACAUUAGAAUUCACACUGGCGAGAGGCCUUAUGUGUGCCCUCAGUGUGGAAAGAGUUUCACUCAUUUUGCAAACCUUGGAGGUCACAUGAGAGUUCACACUGGAGAGAAGCCUUUUCCCUGCCAACACUGUGGAAAGUGUUUCAGUCAAAAAGAUAACUUAAACGACCACAUGAGAGUUCACACUGGAGAGAAGCCUUUCACCUGCCAACAAUGUGGAAAAUGUUUCAACCGAAAAUCAAGCCUUAACCGGCACAUGAAAGUCCACACUGGAGAGAAGGUGUUUACAUGUGGUCACUGCAGAAAGAGUUUCAAAUAUAAAGGAGCCCUUAAUAAGCACAUGAGGUUUCACAUGUGAAAUAACUAUUUUAGAGAAGCAAUCUUGAGGUUCACAGAAGCAACCAAGAUGGAGUUAAAAAUACAAAUGUUUUAUAAUCUAUUAUACUACAGGGCCGUUGAAUGAAUAAAUCUGAUUGGCUGAGAAUGUUCUGAGGUGUGCAGUUAUUUUUAGGAAAAUGAACCGCGAACGUUGUUCCAGGCAGCUCUCUUGACCGCAUUAAUGUUGAUCGUGGCUGCAUCAGCACCUCGGGUUUGCAUUCUUUUUUGAAUAAUUCAAUGGCCCAUCGUCAAUUAUUCCUUACAUAAUGAUUCUUCAGCAUGCCCAAUUAAAUACAUGAUAUGCAUAUGAAAUAUGUAUUAAGUAUGUUGUGGAAUUGCCAGACCUCAUAAAACGGUUUAUGGUAUUGGUACCAGGUCUAUAAUUAGAGGAGAUUAUGAGGUGCCAUGUUCCACUUAUCAUACUUUAGAAAGCAUCUUAUAACAAAUCAGCUGUGUAAUUGUUUUACUUUAUCCAGAGUAUUUGGUUUUCUUUAAUGAUGUUUGUAUGUAUAUUUGAGAAUGUGUUUGUGUGUGGCUGCUUAAGGUCUGUGAAUAUAAAUUAGCAAUGUUGCCAUAUUCCAGCUUUCUUUCAUUCUUUAUUUUAUACAAAUGUUCAUUAGCAUACAUUGUCUAUAUCAAAUAAAUAAA